Molecule: messenger RNA, 4173 nt
Organism: Lytechinus variegatus (green sea urchin)
Lineage: Eukaryota; Metazoa; Echinodermata; Echinoidea; Temnopleuroida; Toxopneustidae
Product: deubiquitinating protein VCPIP1-like
Exons: 16
Coding region: 208-4047 (1279 amino acids)
Biological process (GO): Golgi reassembly; protein K11-linked deubiquitination; protein ubiquitination
Molecular function (GO): cysteine-type deubiquitinase activity
Source: RefSeq, a predicted model, not a curated record
UUUUUUUGUAAACAUUGCAUUGCACAAUACAAUUGGCCUCGGGGAAUAUUUAUAACGUAAGAGACUGAAUGAAAUGAGAUAGUGUUAAUUUGUACGCUCAUUGUACGAAUGCAAGUUUCCAUAAUGGACUGAAAACAAGGUCUGAAAACAAGGUUUGCACAAAUUCUUAAGGAUCUAGGACCUGAUCUCCAAGGUUAGGAACUUAGGAUGAAGAAACACGAGCGUCACUGCUUUCUUUCUGGUGUCUGCCCAGAUGAACACUGCCAAACCAAACUGUACUUCCCGUCCUAUGAUCGCACUGUAGAGUGUACCAGCUGCGGACAAGUACAUGAAUGCCGUUCCCUACGAUCUGUAGCGGAAGUCACUGACCCAGACGUCGUUAUCCACAACAUGGUGCGGAACCUUCUGAUGGGCAACUUAGCCCCGAAGAAGACGACUGAUUCCAUCAAGGUCCUGGGUCUGUCCAACUACCACUGCAAGCUUCUGAGCCCGCUGCUGACGAACUUUGGCAUGGACAAAGAUGGCAACGCCCAGCCGUUGGAGUGCUUGACGAAGGACAAGAGCAAGAUCUUCAACUGCGCCAACCUGGGCGGCCGUGCCUUUCUGAUCCAACCGGAGCACAUUGACAUCAUGGGGUACGGGAGGGACCAGACCGGAAGCGCUCACUACCUCUGCAACACUUUAGAACAGAUCAAACAGGUCAACAGAGACGAGGAAGUCCUGAUACCAAUACACGCCGAUGGGGAUGGACAUUGUCUUGUCCAUGGUAUCUCCAGGGCUCUUGUCGGUCGGGAACUCUUCUGGCAUGCCUUGAGAACGAACCUCAAGAAUCACUUUGAAGAGAACUUGGACCGUUACAAGAACAUGUUCAGGGAUUUUGUGGACAAUAGUGAAUGGCCCCAGAUUAUAGCUGAGAGCGACCCGGACUAUCUACCGGGACCCAAUGAGGCCAUGGGGCUCCAGAAUAUUCAUAUCUUUGGUCUUGCUAAUAUCCUCAGAAGACCUAUUGUCCUUCUUGACUCGCUCAGUGGACUAGAAAGCUUUGGUGAUUAUUCAGGUGUGUUUCUCCCUGUGUUAAGUACACCCGCUGAAUGCAGUGGAAAGGACGGUAAACUCAACAAACCUCUUUGUGUCGCUUGGAGCAGCUCUGGAAGAAACCACUUCAUUGCCCUUGUAGGGGUCAAAGGUCGUCCGUUGCCACGGUUACCAAGGUGGAUGCUCUCAAAAGCCUGGGGGACGUCGCAAGAAGAGGUCAACAGAUACAUUGAGUUUGAUGGCGACAACAUGUGCACCGUAGGGGGAGACAGGGCACUAACUGAGAAUUAUGUACAGCGUCUAGUUACCGCAAUGGAAGAUGAGUUCAAAAAGAAACAUGGUGUUCAUCCAUCAUUAGUGUCUGAUGUCUACAACUUUAUCUCCAAGAGAACAGGUAUUGGUGGUAUUCACCAGAAUGUGAUCAUAGAACAUACCAGAGCUUCGGUACAGGAUCAUCAGUUGUACAGAUGCCUCAUCUGUUCUGCAGUGUCCCAGGUACCCUAUCCUCAAGGCUACAAUGGCUCACCUUCUGGUCUCAAGGAAGGUGGAGAACUCUACGUAUUGGCUAAACAAACCCAUGGCACUCUACAAGAAGGACGGGUCUAUGACUUCCCAACACAAGACAUCCAGUGUACCUAUGAUGCAUCCUCAGAUGAACUCAUUCCGGACCAUACCUUCAAUCAGGAUGCCACGUGCCCAUGGUGUAAAGGUAAGCAGCUUCGCCGGGUGAAAACCGAUGGCAGUAUUGUCUACAUGAACGGUGAUAGGACCAGUGCUGCGUCGAGUUCUACGACUUGUACCUGCGGCCAUAAACAUUUCUGGGAUGGUGUGGAGUAUGAUAACCCUCCUAAAAUAUUCAAAGUUCCUCUUGUUUGGAAGGGAAAGACGAUCGAAGAGGAGGUCGUUUGGUUCCAGAACGAGCCCGAUCCGUCAUUGAACAGCAAUGCGUUCAAACUUGCAGAGUCUCUGGUCAACAAACAUUAUCCGGGAGAAUUUGGUAAUGAACAACUCGUCCAGAAGGUGGUUGAAUCCAUACUACACAAUACUGCAAGCAGGGAGGCAGCCUACCAACCACCCUCCCUGUCAGACAUGCCUGGCCCGAGUACAUCAUCAACGGCAAAACCAGAGGAAGCUUCAAGGAGCUCUGGUGAAAAGUCAGAAGGUGUGGAGAGUUUACCAAACGAAGGGAGAGACUCGCCAAGGAAGCAAUUGGGAAUGAAAAAGAAGGAAGGAUCUGCUGCAAGCUCUUCAUCCAUGAAUUCACCGUCUAAGAUUAUCCUCUCCGGUGGGUCCAAAUCCCUACAUAAGGAGGAACUGACGAUGAGUGAAACGGAGAAAGCACUCAGAAAGAAGAUAGCAAAGAACGCUCCCCAAAAUCAACAACAGAAAUCCUUACAACAGACAGCGGAUCGAUCCAACCAGUCGUCAUCCUCAUCAGGAGUCGGGGAGAUGAAGUUUGUUGCCAUGGAGACCGUGUCAUCAAGGACAAUAGAACCUCCGAGUGAUAUACGGAUCAAGCUUAGUUCCUCUGAAGGGAAGCAUACUACACUAGUCUUGGCUGGAUCAACUACUUAUUCUCAGCUCCAGACUCUCAUAGAAUCCAAGUUUCACAUUGCUCCAGCCAAGCAGAGGAUCAAAUAUGGCUUUCCCCCGAAAGAGCUUAGGGCGCCCCCUAGUGGUGAGGAAGGUAGUUCGCUGCCAUUGAGGAAUGGGGAUAAAGUAACCGUUGAAGUCAUACAGGAUAUUACGAGAGCUGAUCCCCAUUACAUGGCAUCUGGAAUAGCAGCUACCAAGCAGAAGAGGUUCAGUGAACAAGGAUUAAAUCAAGGUGCUCUUCUGAAGGAAUUUCAGAAAGACAUCAACAAGAUGAGAGAUAGUGAUGAAAGCAAUCUAGAGGUCCAACUGACUUCCCAUACUCUGAUGGCUGCACUGAAUGGAUUGGACCUGUGGAACUAUUCAAAGAGGAAGCCUGAACUAUUCUCGAGAGGGGGGUUAUUUUACAACAUUGUUGAGAGGGACCUUGGUCUUGAAGAUGGCAAACACUGCAUGCUUCCCUCUAUACCCAAGAAGAGAUUCCGUUUCUCCCAGCCCAACGAUCGUCUCGAGCUCUGUCUUGAACCCCUGGGUCACUUCCCAGUUUCAUCCGAGGUGGACGACCUUGAGAAGUUCAAGGACGUGGCCUUGGGUCAGAGGUCGUUGGAGAUGAGCGAGAGCGAGGUCGAACUUGAGGCUUCCUCUAGUGGGUACGUCGCAUUUGCUGGGAGGGGUCACUCGUUGAGCGUUGAUGGAGGGGCUACAGCCGCUGAUGGAGCUACAGCAUCAAAGAAAUAUCCCAAGUUUGGGGGGGACUGUGGAGGCGAUGGAAAACAGGGUUUAGAAGUGGCCAUGGACCAAGUGCAAUAUGAGGAGAGUCACAUUCCAAGUCAAUCGGGACACCCCUAUGGUGGAAUGGAUGAGUCCGUCCUGAAGCAGGAGCAGUGUGUUGAAAUGGAGCAUUCCAAAGACGGUGCAGGCAUUCAGAGGGGAGAAGGUGAGGGGAUGACGGAAGGAGGGAAAGGAGAAAGGGAAAUCCCUAUGGAUGUUGAGGAUGAGGCGGUUGAAACGAGUAAGCCUACACCAAUGGAGGUGGACUCUUCUAAUCAAUCCAUGCCAGAACCUUUCAACCAAUCACAGACAGCUUCUAUGGUGGCGGAGCUGCGCAGGUCUACGACGGAACCUGUGAUUGGUGCAAUAUCGCAAGAGGCGGCAAUAAACAGGACAGCCUCUGAACCCAGUUCGCAGCUCCCUCUCAACAGUCCCAAUAUCACCGCUGAGCUACCUGCCAGUAGCUCCUCUCAGGGAGCAGCAAAUACAAAGCCAUCUCAAGGAGACAUCAAUCCAUCGGACUCUGUGAUUGGCUCUGAGGGGAAAGACAAUAGAGAGACAGCCAAUGAGGAUUGUUCUUAUGUUUCCAGGAGACUAGGUCCUGGCUACACAGUGCUUGUAAAGAGAGAAGAUGAAGACAAAUCAUAAUGUUGAGAGAAAAUGAUACAUACUUUUAUUCAAGGCCUGUAUUUGGGUGCAUCGUGGUCUAGUGGUUCUGACUCGCCUUUCAAACAGAGGGUCAGGGGUUUGAAUCCUAGCCAUGGCAUGUUUUCC